Molecule: messenger RNA, 2474 nt
Organism: Xenopus laevis (African clawed frog)
Lineage: Eukaryota; Metazoa; Chordata; Amphibia; Anura; Pipidae
Gene: astl2g.L
Product: astacin-like metallo-endopeptidase 2 gene g L homeolog
Exons: 14
Coding region: 734-2242 (502 amino acids)
Biological process (GO): proteolysis
Cellular component (GO): cortical granule
Molecular function (GO): zinc ion binding; metallopeptidase activity; metalloendopeptidase activity
Source: RefSeq, a predicted model, not a curated record
UACUGAAGGUAUUAAGGAAUCAUAAAGUAUUGUUUCAGUUUCAGACAAUGUCAACAGUAAUGUUUAACACCAGACUAAGGAGGUCAAAGGCUAUUAUGUAUUUUUUAGAUAUUUUUAGGUCACGAUGUUUGAGGCAAUAGUGCCAUCUACAGGUAGUGUAGGACAUCACGCCCAGGGGUCAAUGAUUGACAUUUUACAAAAUAUUUAGAUUAAAUGGUGAUAGUUUAACUUUUUGGAGACUACCCUUCAAUUCCAAUUGGUUAAUUGAUUAAUCCCAGGGGUUGAGUUUUAGACAGAAAGGAGGGAUAAAUUAGGAGACACUGGGAUACUAAGAAGAAGAUGGAGGAAAAGAAUUAAAGAAAGGAACUAAGAACAGGAGAGGAACUAAGAACUGGAAAAGAAAAGAAUUGGGGAAGAACUCUCAAGAAUUUUAGAAGAUAGGAUUCAGAUCCCACACACGCAAUCUCAUACUUAAAGCUAUUGCUAGGCACUUUGCCAGAUCAGACAACUGCAAGGAUAGAAAGGAUAACACCGUAGGCCAACAGAAUCCUAUACUUGUUCCCCCAUAUACACCCUGAGGGCUCGCUACAAUGUGCCUUGAAGCUGAUUGGCUCUCAGACUGACCAAAUUCACAAUAUAAACUCUGUCUGUCUGGACUGAGCACAAAGAUCCAAAUAAAAAGAAAAGGUAGUAAACAAAUCCACUGAGAGCGUUGAGCUGUGAUUCCUGCAGGAUGAAUAUUGUGACGUCAUGUCUAAUUGUGACAUCGCUCGUACAAUGCAGCUUUGGAGCUUCUUUGGAGAUUUAUUUUGAAAAUAUGAAUAAAAACGCUGUUAAUACAGAAGAAGCCAAGCCAGAACCUAAAGAUGUUUUCAGUUUCAUCGCAGAGUCCAACAAAGAUGUGAAGAUGUUACUGCGUGAAGGUGACAUAGUUAUAGGUGUUGGUCGAAAUGCCAAAAUUUGCGAGGGGAACACCUGCAGGUGGAAGGCGAAUAGUGAUGGAAUAGUCAAUGUGCCAUACACCAUCUCUACCAACUUCAGUGCCGCAGAAGUGUCGGUUAUUGUUGAUGCCAUGCAGGAUUUCGCUUUGCUCACCUGUGUACGCUUUGUGCCGCGCACUGUGGAACCUGACUAUGUGAAGAUUAUAAAUGGUCCUGGCUGCUGGUCCUCUGUGGGGAAGACCGUUGGAGCCCAAGAACUUUCACUGGACAGCAACGGUUGUGUUACAAAAGGGACAGCCCAGCAUGAAUUGAACCACGCUCUCGGGUUCUACCAUGAGCAGAGUAGGAUUGACCGAGAUAAUUAUGUCAAAAUAAUAACAGAAAACAUCCUACCAGGGGCUAUCGGAAACUUUGAUAAACGCAACACAGAUAACCUUGGCCAGGAAUAUGACUACGCCUCUAUUAUGCACUAUGGAAGGAAUGCUUUUGCUAAGCAAAGCAACCUAAAUACAAUUGUGCCGAAACCUGACCCGACAGUGGCCAUUGGGCAGAGAUACGGACUCAGCAACUUGGAUAUUUCUAAAAUUAACAAGCUUUAUGAGUGUGGUGCUUGCAGUAACGUCCUGUCUGAUACUACUGGAUCAUUAAAGUCAUCGAACUACCCUGGCAUUUACCCCAAUAAUGGAACAUGUUUAUGGCUUAUACGGGUCCCAGAUGGUCAGGUUUUCAUGCAGUUCAUGGCAUUUGAUUUGCAGAGCUCCACAGGCUGUGCCUCUGAUUACCUGAAAGUCUAUGAUGGAGGCACUCCAUCAGCUCCGGUGUUAUUGGCCAAAGCAUGUGGCACAAGUCAAUUGCCUUCCAUAGUGUCAACUGGUAAUCUAAUGCUGCUGGAAUUUGUCAGUGAUGGGAGCAUUGCGGCCACUGGAUUCAAAGCUUCCUAUAGUACAGUGCAAUGCGGAUCAGCAUUCUACAGCCCCUCAGGAGAAUUCUCCACUCCAAACUACCCCUCUGAUUAUCCCCCAAACACCAACUGUUCCUGGAUAAUCUGGGCACCAGCUGGAUAUCAGGUGUCAUUAAACAUGGCAGACUUUUACCUGGAAUAUCAUCGGAGCUGUUCAUAUGACUCCUUGCAAGUGUUUGAUGGCCCAAAGUCUACGUCGCCUCUCAUUGGAAGGUACUGCACCAGCAUCCCCAAUAUUGUCUCCACUGGCAACUCCCUGCUCCUUCAGUUCCGCAGCGACCGUCAAGUGCAGAACCGAGGUUUCAAGGCAAACUAUUCUUUCGUGCCAAAGAAGAACUAAAAGGUCAACGGAGAAGAGUCGUGGAUCCCUCAAAAAUAUUUAAUUACAUUUAUUCAGUUGGUUUGUGUAUUGAUUUAUAUGUAAAAACCUGAUCCUGUAUUUAGAGAUUCUACUCCCAGCUUUAAUUAUGUGUAAUAAUAAUAAAACCACUUUUUUUGGUUGGAUUAAUUUGCUGUAUUUAUAUGAAUAAGGAAGGGGACUUGAUCCUUGAACAUCCCCCAUUAGGGCUCAA